UAUUCUCAUGGCGUUGCUAUCACGCAGGGGUCUGAAUCCUCGCUGUUCUAAGCGCCGUUCGUGAGCUCGUUAUGCAGCAGCCGUGAACCUCGACUCCGCUCAACGAUUAUGGCCCGUAGGAAAGACAAGGAGCCGCCUGAGCGUCGCGACGAGUGCCACAGCUGUGGCGGUUUCUAUGCUCAGCGGUCCUCUGCGAGCUGUCUGUGCCUGGUGUGUCACAGUUUUCUGUACCCCGUUAGCUCAUGCGAGGUGCAUUCCAUUCGUCGACCCAACGUGGUGAACAAGAGCGACAGCGAAGACAGUGGCACCGAGGAGCCGAAAGACUUCUACGAGACUGUUCAACCGCCCCCGUCGAAGAGAGUUCUCAAGCCUAAUAGGCAGAGUAUUAAGAAGAAUCCACCCACGGAGCUCAACGAGGUCCUACAAGCGCUCUGUCACGCGCGACCCGUCGACGAUAUCCUGCAAGAUGGUCUCAUAGGAAGCCUUCCUGAGGAGAUAAUCCUCGCAAUAUUCUCCUACCUCGACGACAUUUCUCUGUGGAGUGCGUCACAGGUAUGCGAGCGCUGGAAAGACAUCAUCGAUCGCCAGCUGACGGAGUCAAAUUGGCGAAGAUUCACGCGGAUACGGUGGCCGUUCCUGACUCUGGACAGACCCGCCCGGAGUUGGAAGCAAACUUAUUCAAACUUGAUCCUGAGCUCGAAUUGCUUCCUUUGCCUCUCUCAAGUGAACGAUCGUCUGAAACAUGCCAAGCAACAUUGGCACUUCCAUCAAAAAGUUCAACCGACACGAGCUUCGACUUCGAGAAGUCGCACCGACGUAUCGUGUAUCUGUCGGGAUUCGAGGAUAGCGCAUGAGAUGUCAAUGCUCGCGGCGGACCCACUCGACGGUGUACUGCUGAAGCCGUUGGACGACCUCGUUUUCGGGGAAUGGCACGCUUGCAUUUUCGGUCCGGCCGGAUCUCCUUACGAAGGAGGCCAAUUCUACUUGAGCGUCAGCGUCUCCUGUCGAUAUCCCAUGGAUCCUCCAGUGGUUCGUUUUUUGACGAAGAUCUUCCAUCCGAACGUCAGUCGACACGGCGAUAUCGGAUUGGAUUCACUCCAGCAUAACUGGUCUUUGGCGUUGACACUUUCGAAAAUUCUGCUCAGCAUACAGUCUCUACUCACCGAUCCCUACACGAGAGUGUGCAUGGAGCCGGAAAUCGGAAAACUCUAUCGAGAGAAUCAUGCGCUUUACGAGCAUACGGCUAGGCUGUGGACGACGCUGUACGCCAAACACCAUCUCCAACGUGUUCCCUGAGCACUCGAUCGACUCCCCCCGCCGAUCUGGGAGCAUGAUAUCAAGCUCGAUCUACCCCAUACUGUAAAGUCUUCAUGAAUAUUGUAAAUUUGAUUCCUCUGUUCUCGAACGGCCACGCUUUGAAAGAUGGCUCCGAGGUCGAGGAGGCAUGGACAUCAGUUUUAUGGAAUCCACGGCUCUUCAUCGUCACUGUUA
This is a messenger RNA of Galendromus occidentalis (western predatory mite), 1491 nucleotides long. It is a transcript of the gene morgue, whose product is annotated as modifier of rpr and grim, ubiquitously expressed. Lineage: Eukaryota; Metazoa; Arthropoda; Arachnida; Mesostigmata; Phytoseiidae. The record is from RefSeq and is a predicted model, not a curated record. Gene Ontology annotation, molecular function: protein binding. The transcript has a single exon. The coding region runs from base 109 to 1296 and encodes 395 amino acids.